AUGGCGCUGGCACGCAUUCGCCGCGGUGAAGCGCGUGGAAAGGAACCGGUCCUCAAGACACGUGCCGCCGCCUCAACCCCCAGUCGGCCACAUGUCAUGAUGCUGUUCCUCCAUGCACGCAUGCGCAAGGCGCGAGCGGAGGCAACCCAAGCCGUCGCCCUCACUUCCAAGGAUGGCGAUGCGCGGCCAAAGAGAAAGAAAUUCAACGAAUGGGGCUACGAGGACGGGACUCAGAUGUCCUCAUCGUUUGUGCUUCAGAGCUGA
Molecule: messenger RNA, 264 nt
Organism: Symbiodinium natans
Lineage: Eukaryota; Dinophyceae; Suessiales; Symbiodiniaceae
Source: the annotation of a GenBank genome assembly